AUGAAGUUCUCACAAGUUCUCGCUCUUUUCGCCGUCCUUGCUGUCUCUGUCAGCGCCUGCAAUGAUAAGACCAAGCACAGCGGCAACCAGAUCCAGCAAGCCAACAACAACGGUGCACGAGUGAACGAUGCCAGUGGCAACACCAUUGGUCUCAACAACCUUGCCCAGGAAGGAGUCCAAGUCGGCACUUCCGACGAGUCGAAUGUCCAAAUCUCCCAGUCGCAAGGCGCGUAG
This is a messenger RNA of Zychaea mexicana, 234 nucleotides long. RefSeq lists its product as uncharacterized. The transcript is spliced from 2 exons. The record is from RefSeq and is a predicted model, not a curated record. Lineage: Eukaryota; Fungi; Mucoromycota; Mucoromycetes; Mucorales; Lichtheimiaceae. Bases 1 to 234 code for a protein of 77 amino acids.